AUGUCCAGUUCCAAGUCAACAACCAACAACAACACAACUUCCUCCUCCACUACAGGAGGCUGUAACGCGUCCACUACCACCACAUUCAACCCCCCCACCACAACCACACCAUACAAAUCCCCCUUCCCAAACAGCUCCGUCAAACCCGGGAGGGAAUCCAAAUCCAGAGAGCACUUCGAGUACAGCGAGUGGAAGAACAUACCGAGCUUGAUCGACCAUAGCAAGCACUUUGAGUUGAUGGCAGUGCCGAUUGAGCAUGAGAGGAAGGAGGCGGAGGCGAAAGAGAAGAAAUCUUGGUCUUGGGGUGGUGGUGGUGGUGGUAGUGGUGGCGGUAAGUGA
This is a messenger RNA of Neurospora tetraspora, 339 nucleotides long. RefSeq lists its product as uncharacterized. Lineage: Eukaryota; Fungi; Ascomycota; Sordariomycetes; Sordariales; Sordariaceae. The record is from RefSeq and is a predicted model, not a curated record. The transcript is spliced from 2 exons. The coding region runs from base 1 to 339 and encodes 112 amino acids.